AUGACCGACAACAAAGCCAUAGACGAUAGUAACAUUCGUGAGCUAGGCGCCAAAUGGGUGUUUCAAGAACUUUGGCAUAGUUCAGCAUUACCGAGUGAUGCAAUGCAUUUGAAAUACACCCAAGCCUUAAUAAAUCUUGCAGGAGCUGACGGUGUUCUUGCUGAUGCAGAACGCCAAUGGAUCUUGGGCAAUGCAGCCGCCAAAGGCGCUAGUGCAGACGUAAUCAAUCGCUUUACAACUUACCAGCCGACCAAAGCCGAUAUCGAAGCGAUGAUAGCAAGUAAACCGACAUUUACGCAACAUGCAGGUCGAUCGCUCAUUUUCGAAGCUAUUCUGGCAGCCAGUGCUGACAUGGACUUACAUGCAGCCGAGCGAAAUGCCAUCUAUCGAUUGGGUCAAAGUAUGGGCAUGGAUGAAGCGCUCUUGCAAGAAAUCGAGCAGGCAGCUGUAAAUGAAAUAUCCCAUCGACGUCAAAUCGUAGCUCUCAUGUAUCCUGAAGGUUUGCACAAAUCUCUGAACGAGUCUGAAACCGAUUUCAAGAGUGAACAAACAUAA
This is a messenger RNA of Rotaria sp. Silwood1, 555 nucleotides long. Lineage: Eukaryota; Metazoa; Rotifera; Eurotatoria; Philodinida; Philodinidae. The record is from the annotation of a GenBank genome assembly.